GCGACGCGCACGUCCGCCGGGCGGCCUCCCGCGCCCUCGCGGACGUGGCCGCCCCUGGCGACAGCGUGGCGCUGCCCGCGCUGGCGCGCGCGCUGCGCGACGACGACGGCGAGGCGCGCUGCGAGGCGCGCGACGUGCUGGAGGCCCUCGCCGCAGGCGAGGGCGCCGAGCUCGCCGUGGCGGAGGUGCUGCAGCUGCUGCGCGCGGAGCAGCCCCCGCGGACCAGGAGCGCGGCCCUGCGCGUGCUGUCGCGCGUGGGGGGCCGCGGCAGUGCAGGAGGCGGGCUGCACCUGGUCCUCGGGCUGUUGGCCGACCCGGACGACACGGUCCGCUGGGAGGCGGCAAAGGCCGUGGGCAAGGUGGCGCCUCUGGGAGACACCGGCGCCGUGGCUGCGCUGUUGGCCGGCGCCAGCGACGAGGAUGAGGACGUCCGCGAGGGUUGCUUGGACGCCCUGUCAGCGGCUGGGGGCCCCAGCGCGGCCAUUGCGGCAGCGGCGGCCGACGCGCUCUCCGACGGCGCGGAGUGCGUUCGGGCGGCCGCGGUGCGCUGUUUGCGGGGGUGCGCGGCGGCGGAGGCCGCAUCGAUUGGGGGGCUUGUGGUCCGCGUGCUCCCUCUGACUGAGAGCGAGGAUGAGGGCAUCCGCGCCGUGGGGCUGGAGGCGCUUGCUGCAGUGUCCACGCGCGGGGAGAGCCAGGCGGUCGCCGCGGCCCACGCUUGCCUCGAGGACUCGGACGAGGACGUGCGAGCAGCAGCCGUGUGCGCCCUUGCGGCCCUCGCGCCGCUGGACGAGGGGCGCGCCCACCUGUCGCUUAUCUUGGGCAGGCUCGCCGCGGACGGCGACGAGGACGUUCGCCAGGCAGCUGCUGCGGCGGUGGCGACGCUCGCCUGCGCCGCGGACGACGAGUCUGUCCGCUGCCUCCUGCAGACGCUGCGCGGCGAUGAGGACACUGGCGUGAGGUGUGCCGCCGCAGCGGCGCUGGCCACAGUUGCUGCCAAAGGCGACGAGACAGUUUUGUCGGCGCUCAGCGAAUGCUCGGGGGACGCGGAGGAGGAGGUCCGGAAGGCGUCGCUGGCGGCCGUCGUUGCCCUUGCAGGUCAGGGUAGCGGCACGGUCUGGAGCAUUGUUGAGCCCCUCCUCUCGCACGCCGAGGCGGACGUGCGCCGCUCGGCAGUGGAGGAAUUCGCGAGCUGCAUGGGCGUAGGCGCCAGCGCCUGCUCCCAGGCAGAGGCGCUGGCCAGCAAGCUGGAGGACAAGGACGGGGGUGUCCGCGAGGCGGCUGUCGCGGCGCUGGCAGAGCUGGGCGCGGCUGGCGGCCCCGGCGCGGAGCAGCCACUGCGGGCGACUGAGGCGCGCUUGACCUCGGCCGCGGCCCCAGAGGUGCGGGCGGCGGCGCUGGAGGCGCUCGCGAAGAUGGCCGAGGUGGGCGCGACGGGGGCCACCUUGGCGCUGCUGCGGGGGCUUGAGGACCGUGACGGCGAGGUGCGGGCGGGGGCCGCCCGCCUGGUGGGCGGCCUCCAGGCCGCCGGCGCCCAGGCCGAGGCCGCCCGCGGCGCCGCCCUGGCGGGGUGCGAGGCGCUCCUCGGCGGCGGCUCCAGUGGCGCACGGGUCGCCGCCGUGAGCGCGCUGGCAGGGCUGCUGCCGCCCGGCGGCCCCGCCGGCCGCGCGGUGGCGGAGCGCUGCCUCGCGAGGGGCGAGCCGGCGGCGCGCCGCUCGGGCCUCGAGCUGCUGGGCGCGCUGGCGGGGCCUGGCUGUGCCCAGGGCAUCCGCCUGGCCGCCGCGGCGCUCGGGGACCAGGAGGAGAAGGUGCGGGACGCCGCCGUGGCGGCGCUGAAGAGCAUCGUGAAGGGCAACGGCAACCGGAUGGACAUCGGCGCACUGCAGGGCAGCGACGUGCUGGCCUCGGCGCUGUGCCUCGUGCGGCGGUGGCUGGCGAGCCCGAGCGCGGAGGUGCGCUGCUCGGCCGUGGAGGCCGUGGCGGCAGCGGCGCCCAGGGGCGAGGACAGCGCGGUGUCGACGGUGCUGCCCAUGGCCGAGGACGCGGACGCCGACGUGCGAUGGACCGUCAUGGGCGCCCUGGGGGCCCUGGCUCCAAAGGGCCACGAGGGCGCCGUGGCCGCCAUCGCGCGGUGCGCCAAAGACGACGACGAGCAGGUGCGCAUCGCCGCGGUGGACGCCCUGGCCGAGUGCGCCGCACUGGGGUGCGGCGUGGACGUCGAGGCGCUGCUGAAGGAGAGGCUGGAGGACUCGCCGGAGGUAGCCCGCUCCGCGAUGAGGGCGCUCCUGGUGCUGUGCACCGACAAGCAGUCGGCAGCCGUGAUGCAGGCCGCAGGCGCGGCACGCGAAGGAAAGAGUGCGGCGACCGCUGC
Prorocentrum cordatum is the source of this 2368-nucleotide messenger RNA. Lineage: Eukaryota; Dinophyceae; Prorocentrales; Prorocentraceae. The record is from the annotation of a GenBank genome assembly.